This is a messenger RNA of Elgaria multicarinata webbii, 933 nucleotides long. Its product is annotated as olfactory receptor 8S1-like. Gene Ontology annotation, cellular component: membrane. The record is from RefSeq and is a predicted model, not a curated record. The transcript has a single exon. Gene Ontology annotation, molecular function: olfactory receptor activity; G protein-coupled receptor activity; odorant binding. Lineage: Eukaryota; Metazoa; Chordata; Lepidosauria; Squamata; Anguidae. Gene Ontology annotation, biological process: G protein-coupled receptor signaling pathway. The coding region runs from base 1 to 933 and encodes 310 amino acids.
AUGGAAAAUCAAACUGUAUUAACAGAGUUUACACUCAUGGGACUCUCCAGUGAUCCACUCCUACAGCUUUUUCUCUUCUUGGUGUUUCUAAUAAUAUUUGUACUGACAUUAUCAGGGAAUGCAGCAAUCAUGAUGGUGACCAGGACUGAUUCUGGCCUUCAGACACCCAUGUUUUUCUUUCUUGGUCAUUUAGCUUUUGUGGACAUCUGCUAUUCAUCUGUCACUGUUCCCAAGAUGUUGGGGAACCUCGUAACAAAGAAGAAGACCAUUUCCUGGGAAGGAUGCAUUGCACAGAUAUUCUUCUUCUUUCAGACUUCUUGCUCUGAGGUAUUCAUCCUAUCAUCAAUGGCUUAUGACCGGUAUGUUGCUAUAUGUGACCCCCUGCAUUAUGCAAACAUUAUGAGAAAAGAAAUGUGUGAAUAUCUGGUGGCUGGAGCCUGGGCAAUGAGCCUAUUCAUAGCAUUGGCAAAUGUCCUGCCUUUGUUGAACUUGGAUUUUUGCACUAACAAUACCAUCAGUCAUUAUAGCUGUGAGCUUCCGUCAGUCUUGAUGUUAUCUUGUAGUCAGAUCCUCACCAAUGUCAUUGUUCUUCUUAUUUCUGUGUUGAUUUUCGGUGUAAGUUCAUUCCUCCUCACUCUCAUCUCUUACAUCUAUAUCAUUUCCUCCAUCCUGAAGAUUCAUUCGUCAGAAGGCAGACAUAAAGCAUUCUCUACCUGCAGCUCCCAUCUCAUUGUGGUGGGCUUAUUUUACAUUGCAGCUUUUUUCCGGUACAUGAAACCAAGUUCAGAAUCAUUUGUCGAUCUAGACAAAGUGGUUUCUAUCCAGUAUAGCAUCUUAACUCCCAUGCUAAACCCUGUGAUAUACAGCUUGAAAAACAAAGACAUAAAAAAUGCUCUAGCAAGAAUGUUUGGGAAAUUUAACUUUUUAAAAUAA